GACACUUGUGCACUAUUCUUGGCAGUGCAUUGCAAUAUUUUUCACUUUUCACAGUCUACAAAAAGUGGAAGGAUAGUGAAUAUUCCUAGAUUUUCUAUUUUGUCCGCGUGAAUUUACAUAAAAAUGGAUAACUUUGGCAGUGAAAUUGGCCAAAAAAUGAGAAGUGCCGUGAAGGCCAAACUCGUAGAAUUGGGCACUGGAGGCACGGCCGGCUACAUAGACGAUGAACUUCCAGACUAUGUUAUGAUUAUGGUGGCAAACAAGCGUUCCAAACAACAAAUGGUGGCCGACCUUAACCUCUUCUUAGGCUCGCAAACUGAUCUGUUCGUAACUUGGCUGCAUGAGGUGCUUCAAAAGUUGCAAGAAGUCACACUGCCGGCAGUUAAUGCAACAAAAAAGCGCAAAGCCGAACCAAAACCAGACUUGGCCAGCAAAAAGGAUCGUAAGACUAGCAAGAGAGAUAGGAAGACGUCUACAUCAAAAAAAUCAGCCGAUGAGUUGCAAAGUUCCUCCGUAAAUACUACAGAUAAAUCAACAACCGCCACAAGCACAAUAACAUUACCACCCAUCAAUUCAAUUACCGACGUGUUUGCUGAUGUAUUGCUGGAGAAAGCAAAGAAAACACUAAGCACAAAUGCCGAGGCUGCCGCUCACAUUAAAAAGGCCAAAGGUGGCUCCAAAGCUGAAAGUAAUGAAACCGCGGCAAAAAGAGCUACAAAUGAAAAAUCCCUCUCGGAAGCAGAUGCUGCAACCAGCAAGGAACAGCGAUGCAAUGGUGGUGGCGCGGAUGCUGCUGGUGCAAAUAAUAAGAAAGGGAUAUCAAACGCGCCAGUUAGCAGUGGUAAUCGGGAGAAAGAUUUGGCUGAGUUGGCUGAAAUACAAAAAAAAAUAUAUGCAGCUAAAAAACAUUUGCGCCAGCUAGGUGAAUUGGAAGAGAACAGUGAUUAUGAUGAAGACUUCAUUAAUUUAAAAGAAGAUGGCAUGGAUGUGGAUGAGGAAAGCACGAGCCCAAAAGAAGCUGAAAAGGCUACAACUACACAAAAUGAACCAAAAAGCAGUAAGAGAAGAAGUCCGAUUAUUUUCGAUGCAGGAGACAGGAAAACGGAAGGCCCAAAUCCUCCAGCAACAGAGCCAGCAGAAAGAUCCUCAAAUUUCACACCACCUCCUCCAGAAAAAAGCUCAACAAUGAUUAGUACUAGGGAACACCUAGUGCCCAGUAGUGGCGGACGUAGUCAACCACCACCAAAACAGUUAAGUCACGAAAGGGAACGUGAUCGCGAUCGUGAACAUAGUCGAGAACAUGAUAAGUCAUGGGAUCGGGAGCGUGACCGCGAUAAACGAGAAGGACCGGCUGAAGCGCCUAAACGACCAGUGCAUGAACGAUUGGGCUUACGUCCACCAGCAGCUCGCGAACCUCAACCUCCAGCUCGUCGUACACGGGAAGAUAAGCAGUUGUUUGUGCCCUCAUUCCGUAGGAAAGAGAAUGAAAAUGAGCGUGAUAAAGAACGAGAUCGAGAAAGGGAGCGAGAUCGGGAUCGAGAUCAUCUAAAAGAAAGGGAACGCGAACGUGAGAGAGAACGUGAAAGGUUAAGAGAGAGAGAAAGACAGCGAGAGCGGGACCGCGAACGGGAACGAGAACGAGAAAAAAAUCGUAUUGCAGCGCGACCGCGUGGCAGAAGUGAAGAUAGGCGUAAAGAUCGUGAUUUGGAACGAGAACGUGAUCGCCAACGUGAUCGCGCCAGAGGCCGAAGCCGUGACCAAAUUAAUAGACGUAAAGAAAGUGAGACUAGAAUGCGGCGCUCGUUAUCGCCAAUACUACGUCGCACCACAUCUAAUAGCGACAAUCGCACACUGCCCAACAUUACGGUGUCAGCUGUAGUAAAACCACACUAUGCCAAGAAAAAUAUUGCCGAGCAAAAUAAUAAUGGAGAUGAUGAUGAUGAUGAUGAUGAUGAUGGAUCCUCAUCAUCCUCUGAAUCGUCAACGGAUAGCGACGAAGAAGGUAGUGACGAUGACGACGCGGCAUCCUCACAUUCGCCACAGACACACCGUCAGCGUAUUGGGUCGCGUGUUAUAGUGGCGCCAAUUAAACAAGUCGAAUCAUCCGAGGAAGAAGAGAAACCUUUGAAUUCUAUAAUAAAAAUUAAGCCUCGUGCGCCAGUGUCACCCAGCAAGCAGGCUUGCAAAACGUUGCUACUGCGUGCCGUUGCCGAAGCGCAACGUUCCACUGUUAUGAAGUCACGAAACAAGGAACCGAAGGUGGUACCAAUUGUUAAGGGUAACAUCGUGAAAGAUCCUACUGAUGAGCGUAAACUCUACACCAAAGCAUAUCGCGAGCGACUAAAACGGGGCGCCAAAGUCACCUCCACUUCGUCAACCACUUCAAAUUUAUUCAGGCGCGCAACACAAAAUCUUGUAAUCAAAGUGGAAAGCGAU
Rhagoletis zephyria (snowberry fruit fly) is the source of this 2436-nucleotide messenger RNA. RefSeq lists its product as uncharacterized. Gene Ontology annotation, molecular function: poly(A) binding. The record is from RefSeq and is a predicted model, not a curated record. Gene Ontology annotation, biological process: regulation of mRNA stability. NCBI's taxonomy places the organism in Eukaryota, Metazoa, Arthropoda, Insecta, Diptera, Tephritidae. Gene Ontology annotation, cellular component: nucleus; cytoplasm.